Molecule: messenger RNA, 1887 nt
Organism: Saccharomyces kudriavzevii IFO 1802
Lineage: Eukaryota; Fungi; Ascomycota; Saccharomycetes; Saccharomycetales; Saccharomycetaceae
Gene: MSN4
Product: stress-responsive transcriptional activator MSN4
Exons: 1
Coding region: 1-1887 (628 amino acids)
Biological process (GO): regulation of transcription by RNA polymerase II
Cellular component (GO): chromatin
Molecular function (GO): RNA polymerase II cis-regulatory region sequence-specific DNA binding; DNA-binding transcription factor activity, RNA polymerase II-specific
Source: RefSeq, a predicted model, not a curated record
AUGCUAGCUUUCGGAUCUAAUAACAAUUUUGUUCGUCACACAAACAGCAAGAAACAAGAAGAUCCGUCCAUGAUGAACGGGCCAAACGGGUUGAUGGACCCUACGUUAAAUACAGCCAGCGGUUCUGCCUCUUCGUCUAAUGGUAACUCUGCCAAUAAUAGUAUAUCUUCACCAGAGUACACUUUUGGGCAAUUCUCAAUGGAAUCUCCUCGCAGAACAGACGUCACUAAUACCCCAAUUCUAACGGCAACAACCAACACAACCGCUAAUAAUAGUCUGAUGAAUCUAAAAGAUACUGCGGAUUUGUCUACAAAUUGGAAAUGGAGGAAUUCCAAUAAUGUGCAGUUCUUGAACGGAAGUAACGAUAACAGAAACGAAAAUGGUGAUGAUAAAAGAUAUACCUCGGUGGCUACCCCACAAGCUUUAAAUGAGGAACUGAAGAACUUGGAACAACUGGAGAAAGAAUUUUCUCCAACGAAUUUCAACAACGAUAGUCAGUUCAAUGAAAACAUAGAACUCUCACCCCAUCAACACAUAAUUUCUCCUAAUGCUAACCCCCUUGGGGCAGAAGCUUCCAUAUAUUCUAAUUUGUUCCUAGAUGCUAAACUGCCAAACAAUGUUAACAGUUCAACAGGAUUGAACGACAAUUACUACAAUUUGAAUGAAAGUAAUAAUGAUAAUAGUAAUAGCAUGCAAUCAAUCUUGGAGGAUUUUGUAUCUUCAGAAGAGGCAUUGAAGUUUAUGCCGGACGCUGGGCGCGACACAAGAAGAUACAGCGAGGUGGUUACAUCCUCCUUUCCUUGUAUGACGGAUUCCAGAAAUUCCAUCUCGCAUUCAAUAGAGUUCUGGAAUAUGAAUCAUAAAAGUAGUAACAGUGGAAAGCCCGUUCAACAAAUCAUACCUGAAGACACUACUACGGAAAGGCGCGGAUCGACCAUCUCACCAACUACCACCAUAAACAACUCCAACCCAAGCUUUAAAUUGUUAGAUCACGACGUCUCUCAGGCUUUGAGUGGUUAUACUAUGGAUUUUUCCAAGGAUUCUGGUAUUACAAAACCAAGGAGUACUUCCUCUUCUUCCAAUCGCAUCUCCCAUAGCAGUGGCAAUACAAGACAACAACGCGCUUCUUUGCCCUUGAUUCACGACAUUGAAUCUUUUGCAAAUGACUCUGUAAUGACUAAUACACUUUCUGAUUCAGCAUCCUUUUUCUCAGAGGAAAAUGAAGACGACGCUUACAGUUCACUAAAUUAUAACAGCUUAGACGCUGCUGCUAUGUCAUCGUACGACAAUAAUGUAGACCCAUUCAACAUUCUAAAAUCUUCUCCCGCUCAGGAUCAACAAUUCAUUAAACCUUCCAUGAUGCUAUCCGAAAAUGCUUCAGCUGCGGCUAAACUAGCGACUUCUGGUGUAGAUAACAUUACACCUACGCCAGCUUUCCAUAGAAAAAGCUAUGAUAUUUCUAUGAAUUCUUCAUUCAAACUACUUCCUACUAAUCAGGUUCGCCACGCUGCUCAGCAUUCUCAUCAUCACCAACAACAAUCUUCUAAACAGGCAUCCGUAAGCCCAAGCACAAAAAGAAGAAAGUCGUCAACCGUUACUUUGAGCCCAACUAUUUCUCAUAGCAAUAGCAGUGGUAAGGUUCCCAUCCAACCUCGGAAAAGGAAAUCCAUCACUACCAUUGAUCCAAACAACUAUGAUAAAAACAAACCUUUCAAGUGCAAAGACUGCGAGAAGGCAUUCAGACGCAGUGAGCAUUUGAAAAGGCAUAUUAGAUCCGUUCACUCAACGGAACGUCCCUUCGCUUGCAUGUUCUGUGAGAAAAAGUUCAGUAGAAGUGACAAUUUAUCACAACAUCUAAAAACACACAAAAAGCACGGGGAUUUUUAG